Molecule: messenger RNA, 16546 nt
Organism: Xyrichtys novacula (pearly razorfish)
Lineage: Eukaryota; Metazoa; Chordata; Actinopteri; Labriformes; Labridae
Source: the annotation of a GenBank genome assembly
AUAAGUAAAUAUAAGUCCUUGUAGACAGACACACAGGUUAAAUCUUUGAAGGUUCACUGAUGGUUUACGAGUCUGAGCUUCAUCAUGGCUGGACACUUGCUGUUAGUCUUCCUCAUGUGUAAGUUCAACCACUUCUGUUCAAUUAAUUGUAAAUGUAAGAAAUCAGAGAGCUUAAGCAUCUAAAGGUUAAAACUUUUUAGACCGAUUUUUGUUGGUCUGUGUUGAUUCUUUUUUAUAGUGUCUCGACACAGUUAUACAACUUUCUUUGUUUCAACUAUUUCAUUUUAAUUAAUGAGCUUUUCUCUAACAGGUUCAUCUUCUGUGUUUACAGUACAAGGUCAGUAUUGAAUACUUCUUGUAAUGUAAAUGUAAGAUACACAUUAUGGCUCUGAAGUACAUUAUCUCUUUUUUAAACUCGACAUUAAGACUUUGUUGAUCAUGAAGACUUUUAUUGCCUCGAUGCAUCUGUUACACUUCUGAUCAAAGUUGUUCAAUUUGAUUUUUUCAGCUUUUGCUCCACCCAAACUGACAGUAAAUCCAGCAGUGAUCACAGAGACAGACUCGGUCACUCUGAACUGUCAGCCUCCAUCAUCUUUUUCUCAGUCUAAGUGUUAUUUCCGUGUGACAAGAGGGGGACCAGCCAAAACCCUCUCUUGUCUGCAGAAUCUGUCCGGAGCUGAGCUGCUGAAGAUGACCAACAAGAUUUCACCUGCUGAGGUUAAAAUCACCUGUUUUUACUUGUAUGGGUAUUCGUCUCCUGACAGUGAGAUAUCCUCCAUCAUUGUUCGAAGUGAGUGAGCGCUGCUGCUAUGAAGUGAUAGUUUAGAUGAGCUUCUGCAGUUUCACAACCAAGAAAUUAUCAAUAAAGGAUUAAAAACAGUAACAGUAAAUCCAUCUAAAUCACAGUCACAGAUCACGAUCAGGGUUCAACAAAUAAGUUUGUCAUCAAUAUUUUAAAUUAUGAAAAAAUAACAGUUAUUCUAUCCAAUAUUUUCUCUCAUUUUCAGCUUCUGUUCCACCGACUCUGUCAGUAAAUCCACCAGAGAUCUAUGAGACAGAGACGGUUACGCUGAGCUGUCAGCCUCCAUCGUCUGUUCCUGUGUCUCAGUGUUUCAUUGACACAUUGAGUGGAGGACCUGGUAGAGUCGUCUCCUGUUUGAAGACCCUUACAGGAACUGAGCUGCUCAAAAUGGCUCAAAAGACUUCAGCUGCUCAGAGGUUCAAUGUUAAACUAACAUGUUUCUACACCCAGAGGCUCAAUGGUGAAGACCAUCCAUCUCCACACAGUGCAACAUCCUCCAUCAUCAUACACAGUGAGUUAGUGUUUCUCUAUGUCCAGCUACAGGUGAUGAUAUGUCCUGAUGCUGUUUAAGUGCAAAAUAAACAUUUCAACACCUCCUCUUGGUGUAAAUGACAAAAUGUGCAAGUUAAAAGUCUAAAAAAAUGAGUUUUUAAAUUAUUAUUAUUAUUAUUAUUAUUAUUUUAACUUUUCCAUCUUCUUCUAGGUCAAAAACCUCGACUGAGUCUCCAUUUUUCUCCUGGUGAACCUGCUCUCUUUGUUUGCUCUCUGCCUGGACCUGCUCCUCCUGGUUCAAAAUGUAACCUGUACUUUGGAGAAGCAAGUCAUCCAGUGAAAACUGCCAACAUCUUAAGAGGCACAACCACGAUAACAAAAAGCUCAAUGUGUCAGUUUACUGUCACGAUACCUGAAUUACUGAGUGGACUGUGUUCAGGUCAUCAAAGUGACGCCAGCUGUGAUUAUACAUUAGAGAGUGGAUCCAACUCUUUGUCUCCUCGCAGUGAUGGAUACAGCUUGACCAGUAAGUGAGAAGAGGAGACACAAGUUUAUGAUAGAAUUAUGACAGGAUAGAUUAAUUGGAUUUGUGUCUUCAAAAUUAUAAUCAUAAAUUUCAUGAAAGUUUUGCCUGGAAUAUUAAAAAUGAAAGUAUGGUUUAAGAAAUCAAAUUAAUUUGAUCAGUUCAGCACGAACACAUAGAUAAAGCGUCUUUUUCAGUUUUGAUCAUUAAAUCAACACUUAUACCAAAGUACAUUCAUUAAGACUUUCCUGUUUUAAAAAUAAAUGUUUGUGUCUGCACAAUCACAGUUUCCCAUGGUGUUAUUACUGAACCUGUACUGCUAUCCAUACAAACAUUUGUCACUUGUUUAAUUUUCUUCUUUUACAGAUAUUGUUAAAGAGGAGUCUUGCACAACCCCAACAAUGUCUAAAUCCACUGAGAGCACAGGUAGGACAUGUCUUAUAUUUAAAUCAGUACUCAGAACAAAAUCACUGAUACUCUGUCAAAAAAGGUUUAAAAAUAUCUUUGUUUACUCUUAACUUAGGUCGGACAAUUCAAGCUCCCACUACUGUUCCUCCUGCACAACAUACAACAGGUAAUAAAGGUAAUAAAUUGUUUUUAAAGGCACUUCUCCUCAAUCUUCACGUCUGCCUACCAGUCCUGUCAGUAACACUGGUGAUGAUGUUUCUACCCUUCAAGCCUCAGUGAAACCACCGUCAGGUGACUUUUAAUAUUCUUCAUGAUUCAUGCUGCUUCUUGUGUUUAUACUGUAGGUCAAGAAAAGAACAUUUUUGAUUUAAAGGUUUUAUCUUACGUGCCUUUAGAAAACAGAUACAAAUAUAUAAAUAAACUCACUUUUACAGACUUGCUUUUAUGUGAUUCUGUCCUUUCUCUUUUAUUUUUUUUUUAAUUCUCUUUUAUUUCAGCUUACUGUCUUUUUAGCUUUCAUUUUUCUUAUUUUCUUAUUUAACCUAUUAGGCUUUUUAUUGUUUUAUCUCUUGCUUAUUUCUUUUAUUCAAUUUAUCAUUACUAUUAUUAUCAUAAUUAUUUUGUUGUUAUUUUAUUAUCAUUAUUAGUAUCGUAUUUUUAUAUUUACUAUCCUGUUUCCUGCUUUCAACCCCCUUUUUUAUUGCAUCUCUUUUUUCCUAUUUUAUGUUCUUACUUUGGUCCUCAUGGUCUCAUUUUAUGUUGUAGGGUUCUUCUCUUAUGACAUAUGAAAUUGGCCUUCAGUUCGGAGGCCUUGUUUUUAACUGAGCUUUUGUUUUUAUUUCCAUGUGCUGAUGUUCUGUGCUGUAUGACUAUUUUUCAAAGCACUUUGUAAACUUUUUAAAAGUGCUAUAAAAAUGAAGUUAUAUUAUUAUUAUUAUUAGAAUAAAAUAGAAUAGCAUAGAAUAGAAUAGAAUAGAAUAGAAUAGAAUAGAAUAGAAGAAUAAAAAAUUCCUUUAUUGAUCCCCCAUGGGGGAAAUUUUUUUGUCAUAAUAAUAAUAAUAAUUAUUAUUACUAUUAUUAUUGUUAUAAAUACAGAAACUUGCUAAAAAGUCAUCUUAGACUUAUACAAAGUGUGUUUGAUGCUUUGAUGGUUUGUAAAAUAUUGUGGCUGUGUGCACACUAGGUGGUUCAAGUGUUAGUACACCUGACAGAAACACCAGAACUUUCCCUGUAACCCCUCUGAAAAGAGCUCCAGGUAAGAGUGCGUCAUUCCUUUCUUCUUGAAUUUAUUGGUACAAAAUGUUAAAACCUGAUUUACUCAGUGAGUUUGUAUCAAGGCUGAAGCAAGACUUGACUUUCUAUCUCGUGUUUGACGUACAGUGAUGGGAAAAAAAACUGAACAUUUCUAUCACUAAAAAUGUGAGAAGUGAAACUGACUCUUGUUUGUGUCUUGUGUUUUUUCAAAGGGGAAAUGUGGAUAUCAAAUUUAGUAGCAGUGUCUGCUGGUUGUGGUGCAACUGUAGGUCUCAUGUUGUUGGUUUCUGCAAUCCUCUGCAACAAAAGGAGAGCUGGUGAGGAAGGCAGUUUGAACAUCUCAUAAAUUUAGAGUUGUUGGUUUUUUUUUUUAUGCUGCAGACCUAAUGCUGCUUUUCAAAUGAGAGCAGUGCUGUCCGAAAGGAAACAGUGUACUUCCCCCGUCUUAUUUUGAGAAUUGACUUGAUAUCAAGUGCCAUACUCAUUGAUAUAUUGAAAUGUGUUUGGGAUAGACUUUAAAUGUUUUUUUCCUGCCAACAGUUUAAGAUAUUUUGCUAAGAACUUAAGAAUUGGGAGUAGAGAUAGCUGUGAACCCAAAGUGAACAUGUGAACAUGAAGUUCGGUGAUGUUGUCACCAAAGAGUAUCACACAGGGAAGACACUAGCUCGGGGAAAGGAGCUGCUAAACCAAGUAACAUAAAUUAAAGGAAAAUUUGUGGGUUGAAAAUGAUUUGUCAUUUAAAAAUGUAUUUAAAUUUAAUCACGUAAUGCAGUUCUUAAUGACUGAAUUACAUCAGUCAGAAAUGACUGAUGUUGAUAAGCUCACACAUAAACAGCAGCAUUGAUAUGCAGCAUCAGUCCUAUUAUUCUUUCUUUGUCUUUUUUUUAGUGCCCCUUUUUCCAGAAAGUUUUAAUGAGAGGUGAGAUAUAUUUUGGAAUAAAACUCCUCUUUCUUGUUAGUUAUGGGUUAGUUUUCUCAGGACAUAACAAUAAGAACAUGUUCUGUUAUUAAAACUGAUUUAUCCAUUUCAUUUUUGUACACAGGACAAAAGCAAACGUCAACGGUAAUGUUCGCUUUCAUGGAGGAUUGGUAAUUAUAAUUUUAUUUAAAUCAAUAAUAAAAGAAAAUUCGAGCAUUUAUAGCUCUUUGAAAUGACUGAAUUUGUCAAGUUAGAUGUGAACUUUUCCUCUUACCCUUGACUCUUUCUCUCUUAUCUUACAGUUCCCUGCAGGCAAAGAUGAAACCUUCAGUGUGGUCACUUAUGUACUAAAUUCUGACUUCUUAAUGGUGAGCUGCUUCUCACUUUGCAGAAACCUACACAAGUCUCUUGAAUGCUACUCCCUAUUUUUCUAACAGAACAUGAAGUGAAAUACAAAACUUGAGUGAAAAUAAUCGUCUCUGUGUGAUUGUGUUUUACCUACAGGACCUUGAAAAGAAACAAGGAUGACAAAAAUGAGACGUAAGUAGAGUUUGACUGUCUGUAAAAUUUAAGUUUUCUGUCAGAUUAUUGAUAAGUUUCUUUCUUUUCAGUCUGUUGAAUGAACUUCAUCUCUGAGAAUCAACCUUCAUCAGCCCUGAAGGACACGGUGUACAGAACCCUGCAGCUUCAAGUAUAUCCACAUUUUUAUUUUGUACGAUGAAACUUACAAUAUAGUUGAGUUUUUAUUCAUUUGAGGGUUUAUUAUAGUUUUUUUGUAAUAUGUAAUCCUUGUGAGCGGUGAGACUCAGAAACUGAGAAAAUUUGUGAAAAAAAAAAUGUAAUCAACUUUCAACAUUAUUCCAUUUGGCUAUUUGCCUGAUCAUAAUAAAGGACUUAUUCUAAAAUUUUCUGUAUGGGUGUCGUGUAAUAUAGUAAGAAAAUAUGAAAAUAUGUUGUCACAUUUAUGAUAUUGUGUAUGUUGUCUUACGUUCAAGAGACUAUUUUCAUUAUAAGAUAAGUAGAAUAUGAGCCAUAAAGGCGAGUAAAUGUCCUGGUAAGAACUUAAGAGUUCAAUGUAAUGUAAUUUGUGCAACCCUGCCAGUAGGGGUCAGUGUGGCGCUAUGCUUCUCCCUUGGGAUGCUCUUGAUAACGGACUCUUAGGCUGCUUCUUCAGUCAACGGACUGAAGUGAACAGAAGCACCGCUGCCUGUCUCAUUUUCCCUCCUGUUUUAUACAGGAUCCUAAUCUGUUUGCAGGAACCAUCCUGGGGUCUGUAACAAACACAUGACAGUUAUUGGUGUGUGGACUCACAGACUUCAUGUCACUGCUGCAUCAGUGUCUUGGUCAGGCCACCCCAGUCAAAAAGUCUAGACAUGCACCUGCUUGUUAACCUGAACUUAAUCCACAGUAUUGUACAUCAUGUUAGGUUUGAUGGAUCCAUGCCCACUAGAGGGCCCUGUUGGACUGCAACAGGCUUUUAAAGACAGGGCCCCAUUAUGAACUCAGGUAGAUAUCAGAGUUAUGUUUGGCCAGGGCUUAACUGACUCUUAACCAUCAUAAACUUGUUUGUUUACACAAAAGUUAAAAAUGAUGUGCAUGACAUGGUAGCCACAAAGAAGUUAAGCUAAAAAUAUUUGGAUAGCGUGUGGUACAGCUCGUGUUCACAGACAGAACAUGAGGGGUGGUUAUCUUGCUUUUCAGAGACGGAUUACAACCAUCCUCACCACUAACAGCUAUUUUUAAUGUAUCAGCACAGUGGUUGAAAAUUAUUAAGAGAGAACUUAAUUACAUUCAACCUCAGUAACUACAAUUUAGUCAAUGUAAGCCCUGAUUUCAUCUGCAAUAGUAUAAGUACUAAAUACACUCCUGAUCAAAAUCUUAAGACCAGUUAAAAAACUGCAAGAAUUUAUAUUUAGCACUGUUGGACCUUAAGACGGUUCUUCGUAGAGCUUCAAAAUGCAAAAAGAAGAAAUGGGAACAAGAGACCAAAAGUUUCGAGUAGGUAAUUUAUGAAAAACAACAAUUUAACUGAAAUCGGCUGUUCAUCAGCUGAUCAAAAGUUUAAGACCACAGCUCAAAAAAACCUAAACACCUCCAAAAACAGAAAUUAAAGUGUCAAAAACUGACUCAGUAAUGAGUAGCUCCACCAUAUUGUUGAUUACUUCAAAAUUUUGUAUUGGCAUGCUUGAUACAAGUGUUUCCAAAAGGCUAGUGGGAAUGUUGUUCCAAGUGGUAAAGAUGGCUUAACGGAGGGCAUCCACUGUCUGGAACUGAUGUCCAUUUUUAUAAACCUCUCUUGCCAUCCAUCCCCAAAUGUUCUCAAUUGGAUUUAGAUCAGGGGAACAUGCAGGAUGGUCCAAAAGAGUGAUGCUAUUCUCCUGGAGAAAGUUCUUGGUCAGACGGGCCUUGUGAAUUGUAGCGUUGUCCUGCUGAAAAACCCAGUCAUUGCCACACAGACGAGGGCCCUCAGUCAUGAUGAAUGCCCGCUGCAACAUCUCCACAUAGCCAGCUGCUGUUUGACGCCCCUGCACAACCUGGAGCUCCACUGUUCCAUUAAAGGAGAAAGCAUCCCAGAUCAUGAUGGUGCCCCCUCCACUGUGCCGCGUAGAAAACAUCUCAGGUGGCAUCUCCUUGUCAUGCCAGUAGAGUUGGAAGACAUCAGGACCAUCGAGAUUAAAUUUUUUCUCAUCAGAGAAUAAAACUUUCUUCCACCUUUGAAGGUCCCAUGUUUGGUGCUCCCUCGCAAAGUCCAAACGGGCAAUUUUGUGGCGUUGAAGGAGACGUGGCCUUUGAAGACGUUUUUUGUUUUUAAAGCCCUUCCUUCACAGAUGUCGUCUGAUUGUUAUUGGGCUGCAGUCAGCACCUGUAAUGGCCUUAAUUUGGGAUGAGGAUCAUCCCGCGUCUUGAUGUACACACAUUCGGAUCCUCCGGCUCAGCGCUGGUGAGAUUUUUUGGGGUCUACCACUUGAUUUUUUUGUUCCAUAACCCUCCUGAUCUUUUAAGAAAUGAAAAAUAACAGUCUUACUGCGUCCAACCUCAGCAGCGAUGGCACGUUGUGAGAGGCCUUUUUUGUGCAGCUCAACAAUCCUACCACAUUCAAAAGCAGUGAGUUUUUUUGCCUUUGCCAUCAAGAGAUGUUGACAGUGUGACCCCUUGACAAGAAAUGACAUGGAAUCCAAAUUUUCGCACAGAUUUGGGCUUUUAAAGGCUGUGGUCUUAAACUUUUGAUCAGCUGAUGAACAGCCGAUUUCAGUUAAAUUGUUGUUUUCAAUAAAUUUCCUGCUCAAAACUUUUGGUCUCUUGUUCCCAUUUCUUCUUUUUGCAUUUUGAGGCUCUACUAAGAACCGUCUUAAGGUCCAACAGUGCUAAAUGUAAAUUCUUGCAGUUUUUUAACUGGUCUUAAGAUUUUGAUCAAGAGUGAUCCAUCCAUCUAUCCACUGAAGUGUGCAGUAUUUCUGCCAAAAUGUGGAUGUACCUUCUCUUCAGUGUGCAGUUUACCUGCUUUUAUCUUAAAAUGUGUUUAUAUUUGUCUCAGUUUUUAUGAGCCAAAAUGUGAUUUUUGAAGUCUCUCAUUAAAUAUCAAUGAAAAAUGCUUCCUGUAUUUGAGUGGUUGAAAAAACUGGUUAAAAAUAGAAGUCAAAUUCAAAUUCAACUUUAUUUUUAUGGCACUUUUCAUACAAAAAAUGCAAUUCAAAGUGCCUCACAGAGGCUAAAAACAACAAUAACGACAAUAAAACCCAACCCUCCCACCCACGCACACACCCAUGGACCCACACGCAUUCACCCACACAUACACACACGCAACCGCACACAGUGUGAGAAUUUAAGAUAUAUUGAUGGAGAGACAGUCCUAAAAUUUGUGAUAAAGUUACAUUUAAAACUCAGUAAGAUGGCAUUAGAGUAAAUCAACAAGGGUUCCUCAAGGGUCAGUGCUUGGUCGUCUCUUUUUAGACCAACUUACUCUGUGCAAUUGUUUGUGCUGAUGGUUUCUCACAUGACUGCAGUGCAGAUGAUACUUUGAUAUUCCUGUUAUUCCCAUCAGAUGACAAGACUGAGUCAACCUGAAUUUUAUCAUACGGAUUUCACAGAUAUUUCUUAAAGGAUCAAGUAAAGCCACGUUCAGCUCAACCUGCCAAAAAUUUAGCUUCUUGCCACUUCAGCUUGUCCCACCAGACAAACUUAGAUCAAAUUCCAGCUGGAAUCAAAUGAACUCGUGCCAAGAAUUGAGUGUCAUGAUUAGAAGACAGUAAACUUUUAGGUCCAUGUGGUCUUUAUUGCUCAGUCACCCCCCUGCUACAGCUCAUUGUGAACUCUGUAUUUGGUAGUUUGAUGAGGAAGAGCAAGUGUGGGUUUCUUUAGUUCUUGGUACAUCUAUUACAGUUCUUCUAUUCUGGAGUAUGCAAAAGGUCAGAUGAAGAAGAAAAAUGUCGAUGAAAACCGUCUUUAAUUUGUCUGCUCCAGUUACACAACACAUCAGCAGAGCUGUUCUAAAUACACAGUGACCCCCCCCCACACACACACACACACACACACAAAAGAAAAACUUUUUUUUUAAAGAUAAUGUCAGCGUGUGUUUGUGGCUUGUCUAUGUGACUGAACUACCUCUGAUGCUUUUGUGGUUUUCUUCAGAGCAAGUUCUGCAAAAUGACUCAUAAGUAAAUAUAAGUCCUUGUAGACAGACACACAGGUUAAAUCUUUGAAGGUUCACUGAUGGUUUACGAGUCUGAGCUUCAUCAUGGCUGGACACUUGCUGUUAGUCUUCCUCAUGUGUAAGUUCAACCACUUCUGUUCAGUUAAUUGUAAAUGUAAGAAAUCAGAGAGCUUAAGCAUCUAAAGGUUAAAACUUUUUAGACUGAUUUUUGUUGGUCUGUGUUGAUUCUUUUUUAUAGUGUCUCGACACAGUUAUACAACUUUCUUUGUUUCAACUAUUUCAUUUUAAUUAAUGAGCUUUUCUCUAACAGGUUCAUCAUCUGUGUUUACAGUACAAGGUCAGUGUUGAAUACUUCUUGUAAUGUAAAUGUAAGAUACACAUUAUGGCUCUGAAGUACAUUAUCUCUUUUUUAAACUCGACAUUAAGACUUUGUUGAUCAUGAAGACUUUUAUUGCCUCGAUGCAUCUGUUACACUUCUGAUCAAAGUUGUUCAAUUUGAUUUUCCAGCUUUUGCUCCACCCAAACUGACAGUAAAUCCAGCAGUGAUCACAGAGACAGACUCAGUCACUCUGAACUGUCAGCCUCCAUCAUCUGUUUCUCAGUCUAAGUGUUAUUUCCGCAUGAAAAGAGGGGGACCAGCCAAAACCCUCUCUUGUCUGCAGAAUCUGUCCGGAGCUGAGCUGCUGAAGAUGACCAACCAGAAUUCACCUGCUGAGGUUAAAAUCACCUGUUUUUACUUGUAUGGGUAUUCGUCUCCUGACAGUGAGAUAACCUCCAUCAUUGUUCGAAGUGAGUGAGCGCUGCUGCUAUGAAGUGAUUGUUUAGAUGAGCUUCUGCAGUUUCACAAUGAAGAAAUGAUCAAUAAAAAUUUAAAACAGUAACAGUAAAUCCAUCUAAAUCACAGUCACAGAUCACGAUCAGGGUUCAACAAAUAAGUUUGUCAUCAAUAUUUUGUAUUAAGUUAUUCUAUCCAAUGUUUUCCCUCACUUUCAGCUUCUGUUCCACCGACUCUGUCAGUGAAUCCACCAGUGAUCUAUGAGACAGAGACGGUUACGCUGAGCUGUCAGCCUCCACCGUCUGUUCCUGUGUCUCAGUGUUUCAUUGACACAUUGAGUGGAGGACCUGGUAGAGUCCUCUCCUGUUUGAAGACCCUUACAGGAACUGAGCUGCUCAAAAUGGCUCAAAAGACUUCAGCUGCUCUGAGGUUCGAUGUUAAACUAACAUGUUUCUACACCCAGAGGCUCAAUGGUGAAGACCAUCCAUCUCCACACAGUGUGACAUCCUCUGUCAUCAUACACAGUGAGUUAGUGUUUCUCUAUGUCCAGCUACAGGUGAUGAUAUGUCCUGAUGCCAUUUAAGCAUGAAAGAAAAAAAAUCAUUUCAACACCUCCUCUUGGUGCAAAUGACAAAAUGUGCAAGGUAAAGGUUUAAAAAAAUGUGUUUUCAAAAUAUUAAAAAAAAAUUUUUUUUACUUCUAAACAAAAAAGUCAUCAGCGUUUGUCUUACAAAUCAACCUUAUAAAGUUUUUUUCAUCUUCUAGGUCAAAAACCUCGACUGAGUCUCCAUUUUUCUCCUGGUGAACCUGCUCUCUUUGUUUGCUCUCUGCCUGGACCUGCUCCUCCUGGUACAAAAUGUAACCUGUACUUUGGAGAAGCAAGUCAUCCAGUGAAAACUGCCAACAUCUUAAGAGGCACAACCACGAUAACAAAAAGCUCAAUGUGUCAGUUUACUGUCACGAUACCUGAAUUACUGAGUGGACUGUGUUCAGGUCAUCAAAGUGACGCCAGCUGUGAUUAUACAUUAGAGAGUGGAUCCAACUCUUUGUCUCCUCGCAGUGAUGGAUACAGCUUGACCAGUAAGUGAGAAGAGGAGACACAAGUUUAUGAUAGAAUUAUGACAGGAUAGAUUAAUUGGAUUUGUGUCUUCAAAAUAUUAUUAUUAUUAUUAUUAUUAUUAUUAUUAUUAUUAUUAUUAUUAUUAUUAAUAAUAAUAAUAAUAAUAAUAAUAAUAAUAAUAAUUUCAUUUAAUUGUACCUCUUCUGUUUUAAGAAUAAAUGCUCAAUUAUAUGCACAAUACCAGUAACCAAGAGUGUUAUUGCUGAACCCGUACUGUUAUCCAUACAAACAUUUGUCACUCCUCUAAUUUUCUUCUUUUACAGAUAUUGUUAAAGAGGAGUCUUGCACAACCCCAACAAUGUCUAAAUCCACUGAGAGCACAGGUAGGACAUGUCUUAUAUUUAAAUCAGUACUCAGAACAAAAUCACUGAUACUCUGUCUAAAAAGGUUUAAAAAUAUCUUUGUUUACUCUUAACUUAGGUCGCACUACUCGAGAUCCCACUACUGUUCCUCCUGCACAACAUACAACAGGUAAUAAAGUUCUAAAUAUAUAAAUCACUGACAAUUCUGCCUUAAAAGAUUUAAACAUGUAUUUGUUUACUCUUUAUUUAGGUCAGACAACUCGAGCUCCCACUACUAUUCCACCUGCACAACAUACAAAAGGUAAUAAAGUUAUGAAUAUAUAAAUCCCUGACUAUAAAUGAUCAUAAGUAUGUAUAUUAAAGUGUUAUGAUGAUUAUUAAUGUUUUUAAAGGCACUUCUCCUCAAUCUUCACGUCUGCCUACCAGUCCUGUCAGUAACACUGGUGAUGAUGUUUCUACCCUUCAAGCCUCAGUGAAACCGCCGUCAGGUGACUUUUAAUAUUCUUCAUGAUUCAUGCUGCUUCUUGUGUUUAUACUGUAGGUCAAGAAAAGAGCAUUUUUGGUUUAAAUGUUUUAUCUUAUGUGCCUUUAGAAAACAGAUAUAAAUAUAUAAAUACAGAAACUUGCUGAAAAGUCAUCCUAGACUAAAACAAAGUGUGUUUGAUGCUGUGAAGAAUUUGUAAAAUAUUGUGGCUGUGUGCACACUAGGUUCAAGUGUUGGUACGCCUGACAGAAACACCAGAACUUUCCCUGUAACCCCUCUGAAAAGAGCUCCAGGUAAGAGUGCGUCAUUCCUUUCUUCUUGAAUUUAUUGGUACAAAAUGUUGAAACCUGAUUUACUCAGUGAGUUUGUAUCAAGGCUGAAGCAAGACUUGACUUUCCAUCUCACGUUUGAUGUACAGUGAUGGGGAAAAAAAACUGAACAUUUCUAUCACUAAAAAUGUGAGAAGUGAAACUGACUCUUAUUUGUGUCUUGUGUUUUUUCAAAGGGGAAAGGCGGAUAUGGAAGUUCGUAGCAGUGGCUGCUGGUUGUGGUGCAACUGUAGGUGUCAUGUUGUUAGUUUCCGCAAUCCUCUGCAGCAAAAGGAGAGCUGGUGAGGAAGGCAAUUCGUACAUCUCAUAAAUUUAAAGUCUUUUCAUGUUCACCUGCAGCUUCUGUACAGAAACUGAAAUCUAGCUCUGUCACGAGCAAUUUACAGAAACAUUUGUGUUUAAUCCUCGAUGUGAUUCCAUGACAGAUACAAUGAAAAAUUAAUGAAAAACAAAACAAAUUGUUGGCACAUAACACGUGUUCAACACCAAAGUGUUGAGUUUCAUGAGAAAAUCUAAUUUCCUGUAACAGUUUUACUUCUUUCUUUCUCUUCUUUGUAGGAAACAGUAUUUGAACAUCACCAUCAGUUUCACUUACUUUCAGGGUUGAAACAUAAAUGCCAAAGGAACAACAACUACCUGUUUCAUUCAGGGUUACUUGUCAGGAAUGUGGCAUGAUAGUAUACAAGCGAGAAGGGUGUGAUUCUGAAUAAGGCUGCACGAUAUUGGAAAAAAAUAAUAUUGCGAUUUUUUUCAACCCUGCGAUAUAUAUUGCGAUAUUAAAAAUACAGUAUUUUCACCAGAUGACCUGAAUAGCAUUUAAUGUUAUGCUGCACUGCUGAAAUCUUGAGGACAGUUAAUCUGCUCUGAUCUUACCUCUUUUUGUGAAUGUUAGUAGAACGGCUUCUGUCUGUCUCAGAGAUAUUUUUAGCUUUUAUUGUGCUGGGACGUUAUUGUGGAAACAGAUGAACACAGAAGACGUGUUUUGGUCGACAUCAUCCUUCUUUUAACCGAAAUAAUUCCAGAUAACUGACUUUCCUUUUCUUUUUGGCAACAAAUCUUCAUUUUCGGUGGUUUUCGCUUGUUCGUUGUUCAUUUUGCGAUCGUUGUUGUUGUUGUUAGCGGUGUUGUGCUGAGAAACGCAUGUCCUCCGAGAAUUGCAUGCACCUCGCAAAACGCGCACUGCUUAUAGUAGAGUGGUCCACGGAAAUGUACAAUUUAAAACCCAUACAGUUCUUAUUUGUUGGGCUUAACAGUCAUGAGUAAAGUUCCGAAAGUAAUUCUCAGCGGACACACGUCUCCCUCCACAGGGCUCUCAAGUCUCACGCAUUCAGCGUGAGACACACGCAUUCCCACUCGUUCACACGCUCACACGCCACACAUUGUACUUCUCACGCAUUUAAAUGAACACGGUGAUGUCCACCAAGUUGCACCUCUUUAACUAUAGAACAGGGGGAAAUCAACGGAGUUUCUCCGAGAGUUCAGAAGCUGCGUGCCACGCGCAAGCCAAUCAAAUAAAGUAUAUCUACUGAACAGCCAAUCAAAAAGCAGCAUUGCUGUAUCUGGGUAGAUUUUGAUAUCUUGCGGUUUAACUACAGAAGAAGACAGACACUCGCCGUAAUAGAGCAGGUUUUUAUAAGGACGAGAUAGACCCGAUGAUUACAGUAAGUCAGUAACCUACACAUGCAGAGACCUCAACAUCUCAUAGCAGAUAAACUCAUAUGAUAAACUAAAGCCCUUUGCUAUUGCUAUUAACAGCUGCAUUGACGGAUUUAGCCUCUGUACAGCCAUUUCCAGCCAUUUUCCCCUCCACAAAAGCAGCAUUUCUCAUAUAUUCUUUUUAAAGUUCUGAUACUCAUGACAGUGUUAUGCUCAUGUACUAAAGGAUUAAGUAUCUCCAUGUUUGUGAAACCUAUACUAAAGUACAAUCCAUCUAAAUGCUCCUCAGUGUUGAUUUUAACAACUCUCCUCCACAACAGGUAACUUUACUACUUUAUUCUUAAAGUCAUUAAUGACUUUAUUCUCCUAAAUAAUAACUUUAAUCUCAAAGAUUUAAAAAUGUUUUUUUCUUUCUUAAUGUGGCCCUCAUACUCCAUUGUAUUUAUUAGAUUAUUAUACUAAUAAUUAUCUUCAAUCACUCUUCGACCCCCCCAAGGAAAUCUCACUCUAAGCUUAGUUCAAAACUUGAGAGCCCUGCCUCCAUGUGCAGAACAUGUGCAGGGGUGGGUUUUCUCCUCCCUGAUUUUGAUUGACAGCUGGCAGGGUAGUCUGAUUGGCAACUGAGUAAAGGACAAAGGUGAUUGGUGGAUCGCUGCACAGCACAUGCAGAGUCACAUGGAGUGUAUCUCAGUCAGUUACCCUUGAAAUUAAAUGAGUUCAUUCACCUCCAAUAUCGCAGCCUCUGCGAUGUGACUAUCGCACACACGUACAUCGCGAUGACGAUAGUCAAACGAUAUAUCGUUCAGGCCUAAUUCUGAAACUGAAAAUAAGCAUGCAUGUGGUUGACCACAAAUGCACUGAGACAAAAUAACCUCAUGUCUCCACACCUACAGCUCUUGUUCACAUGAAAGUAGUGCUGUCCAAGAAGAAACAGUGUACUCCGCCUGCCUUUUCUUUGAGGGGAGGGGAACUGAUUUGACUGUAUCGGGUUACAAGUGUCAUAGUUGUAGAUAUUGUGCUGUGCAAAAAACUCGAUGUUAAUCCAAUUUUUGUUUGGUAUUUUGAUCAUUACAUGUAUUACUCCAGUAAGUUGAGCCACAGACACAGAGAUGUUCAAUGAAACAUCUUUACAUUUCUGAUUUUUCAACUAUCUGCAGAAGACACCAUCAUCUUACUCAAUGCUCUCCUCUCUCACAGGUUCUGAGAACGUGAACAGACGGCAGUCUAACCACAGCAAUGUAAGUCUGAUAUUGUGUACUACAUAAAAAAAGUACCACAUAUAAAUUGUAUAAACUAUCAAAGUUUAUUUCUCUCUUUAGUUCCAGGAGGACCCAUACUACUCCACCAUCCUUUGUAAGCCACCAGAAACACCAUUUCAGGACAGUAUGUAUAGUACCGUGCAGGCACACGGAUAAACUCACUUUUUUUCUACUGAGCAAAGAUAAAGCUUACAGUUUAAAUAACAAGUGCAAAUCAUAAUCCAUGUUCAGAGAUGGCUGAUAUGUUGUCAGAGGUUAAUGCUAUGAUAGAGUUUUAACUGCUUUUCUCCUGCCUGAAUCAAACAAUUAAUAGUUUAUUUUCCAGAGAUCAGAUUUAAAUCAGGACAGCUGAAGAGUCAGGAAAUAGGGCAAGGAGGGACUGAGGGGACAACUAUCGGAAUAAAUGCCCAAUCGAAAUAAAAAUGUGUCAUGUAAACAUGUCGAUUGGAAGAUUCUGAUCCAGAGAAAUUGUAUUCCGAUCUAGAGGGGUGGAUUAUGCCGAUCGUUAUUCCGAAACGCGUCCAUGUAAACAGUUAUUCCGAUCGUGACUUUCUUACCUGACUCGAUCUUCACUCUUCAGCCUUUGGCUUUUUUAUUGAGGCCAGUACAGGAGGUUUCAUUAUUAACUCUCUGGCAUUAACACAACCACAGGUGCCGUGUCUGCUCUUCCGGUAACAUAACAAGGCGUAAAUACAGCGUAAUGAUGUCACAUCUGCACGCACAGUGCGACCUUUGACAGAAGAGUAAAAUAAGUACGCGAGGGCGCCAUCUAGUGACCAAAUUUAACAGGGGGAAACUCCUGAAUUGGAUGGAGUGAGUCAUUACCGCGUUUGUUGGUCGUUGACAGCACAUGCAUAAAUACAACUCUUCUUCUGCGGUAGUUUUAGUGAAAUUAAACAACUCUGCGCAUGUCCAAAUGCUUCUAAAGCUUGGCGCAUGUAUACGCACGUCAUGAUCGGAUUAUUCGAUUUUGCAUCUAUAUAAACAGUGGAUUCAUAUUAUCCGAUCCUUCAGCUUUUUAAUCGGAUCAAGAAAUUGUGCCCAUGUAAACGUGGCCAGUGAGUCAGAGUAGUACCCCCAAUCCAUUAAGUAACUGUAACUGUAAGUUUUUCACUCAGACAUGUCACGAGUUUAAAAUGUGAUGCACAGGACUGAAGCACAGAGGUAAUUUUGGGAGGGUGAGCUCGCUACACUUUCAUUGAGACUGAGACAGAGAAAGUAACAGAAGGAAAGAAGGGACUGCCACGGGUCAAAGAGUUAUGGAUUGAAACUGAACUUGGGGUCGCCUGCUUUGAUGACUUCAGAGUCUACACAGGGAGUGCGUGAUUAGACUGCUUAGCCAAGUGUCACAUCUUUAAAACUAUCAAUACUGUUCAAAUCUGUAUAUUUACUCUGAUGUAAAAUUUAAUUCUGUUAUAACAUGUUGUCUGUUCAUUCUUUUAGAUCUGUGUUUAUUUUCUGUAUCUUUGUAUUAUGAACAUAUUAACAUUCAUUUACGAUUUACUUUUAUUGUACCUGAACUAUGACUUUGACCAAAACUUGUACGACUAAAUACAUGUGCAUAAAAUCUCA